Molecule: messenger RNA, 776 nt
Organism: Aedes aegypti (yellow fever mosquito)
Lineage: Eukaryota; Metazoa; Arthropoda; Insecta; Diptera; Culicidae
Product: protein PRRC2B-like
Exons: 2
Coding region: 240-761 (173 amino acids)
Biological process (GO): cell differentiation
Source: RefSeq, a predicted model, not a curated record
AUUUUUUUUUUUUACUUCCAGAUAAUUUGUCUCUGUCGUCCAAAUCGCGGAAACACGUUGACCUGAAAUUGCCAACCGCAACUCAGGUAUCGAAGCCGUCUUACUGCCAGGCAAGCAAAGCAAAGUCAGCCACUAGAUAUCCAGGAAACAUAAGCCGACACUGGGCGCAACAAAUCAAGACUGGUUGAGGUGCGCGACAGGCUUCCACACUUUUUCGCUGAUGAAGAUUCUCUGGCAGCAUGAAUGCAUUGGGGGGAACUAGGGGGGAGCGAAAUGCAAAGCCCAAAUUCGCAGCGUUAGAUAUCAACAAACUCUACAGCACAAGUCGGGGAGAAUCUCUUGAACCAUCAACUCAGAAAAGUGCAGCUCCUCGUAAACAUGGAAUGCAAAGUUUGGGAAAGGUUCCCUCGGCUCGUCGACCGCCAGCAAACCUUCCGUCUCUGAAAGCCGAAAUCUCCAUUCCAUCGGAUCAGCAAGGCACCUGGGGUAGCGAAGCAGGAGACAACCAAAACAACAACUCUAGUAUUACUUCAACAUCAGCAGCACCAUCAGUAGCCGCCGGUAGCAGCACAAAUAACAACGCCACGGUUGGUGCCGGAGGUGUGCACAGCACUUCACACGCCAGCAGUUCACAGAUUCCCCACUCGGGCGCAUCAUCCUCUUCACAAUGGAGUUCGGUUAGUAUUCUAUUCGUUGUAUGUGACAUUAUCGUUCGUUUUCAAUCAGUUGGUUCGAAUAUAGGAGCACACAUUGACUCAUAGCUUUUUUGUACAUGC